This is a messenger RNA of Uranotaenia lowii, 1091 nucleotides long. RefSeq lists its product as uncharacterized. The coding region runs from base 594 to 1016 and encodes 140 amino acids. The record is from RefSeq and is a predicted model, not a curated record. The transcript has 2 exons. Lineage: Eukaryota; Metazoa; Arthropoda; Insecta; Diptera; Culicidae.
CAGUUGGGCGGGAAAUAGUGUAUCGAAAUACAACAGUUUUUCAAUGCAAAUGGUGCGGAACAACGCAUAAACCGCGAGCUUGUCCAGCGUAUUUCAAAAACUGUCCUAAAUGCUCACAAAGGGGACAUUAUGCGAAAAUGUGCCCUGUUGCAACCAACCGAAAUGGACGUCAAGUGAAAAGUGUGGAAUGUGAAGAAGAAGAUGAAAAAGAAGAAGAGCUCCCAGUGGAAGAACUGUAUAUUGGAGCAGUGAAUGACGAUGAUGAUACAAGAGAAAAUGAUGUUUGGGUUGAAAAAGUGCUAAUAAAAGGAAAAAAAGUGAACUUAAAAUUAGAUAGUGGAGCAGCUUGCAAUGUUUUGCCGUUCGAUAUAUUCUUACAACUGGAUGAGCCUCUAGUGGAAUCCAAAACGAAGCGGCUCAUAUCAUUCAGUAACCAGAAGCUUACUGUGAAGGGAGAAGCAACGCUGCCGGUGAUAGUUCGGGGUCACGAAAAGAAAGCUGUGUUUAAAGUAGUUGAUGGUGAUGUGGUACCCAUACUCUGAAGAAAAACGUGUGUGCGUUUCAACUUAAUUGCAAAAAUUGAUCACGUUAGUAUGGAUGAUUCGCUGUUUAACGGUCUAGGAUGUGUUCGUGAUUUCGUGUACGAUAUCGACUUGGUGGAAAACCCGUCAUUCCACAGUAGCCUACCACGAAGGAUUCCACACUCACUACGAGAAGCGGUGAAAAAGGAAUUGGAUUGUAUGCAGGAAAUGGGUGUCAUAGAGCCAAUCAGCGAGCCAACUCCUGUAUUGAAUGCCAUGGUAAUUGUCAGACAAAAAGAUGAAUCGAGCGAACUGUUCUACGAACCAACAACGACACUCCUCAACGCAACCCACACCGAUAUCCCCCGCCGAGAAAUUGACACCCGUAAUGCUGACGUUCCAAUCAACGUCGAAGAUGCGAGAACGACCGGACAACGGACCAGAAGCGGGCGAGAGGUUCGAGCCAGAAGAGAUAGCGACUACGAGUACUAUUAGCAACGUAUUUGAAGGGGAGAUGUGACGAGAGUAACUCGUCUGUACUUCAAAUUAUCUGUGUCAUACUUCUACCUG